Molecule: messenger RNA, 1087 nt
Organism: Eriocheir sinensis (Chinese mitten crab)
Lineage: Eukaryota; Metazoa; Arthropoda; Malacostraca; Decapoda; Varunidae
Exons: 7
Coding region: 269-1048 (259 amino acids)
Source: RefSeq, a predicted model, not a curated record
CAGGGUGAAGGAGGGAGGGAGUAAUGGCCGGUGUGUUGGCCCCGUGUGAUGGUGCUGAGGUGACAGUGGCGCGGCGUGGACCAGCUGACACCUGUGCUGGCUCAAUGAGGGGUGCCGCGUGGGCCAGGUGGCGACGGUGAGUGCCGGGGCGGCCUGGCAGGGUGUCACUCCUGCCCUGCCAGGAGAGGCUGACUCGCCUUGGCCUGACAUCACUGGAGGAGAGGAGGAGACAUGAUGCAAACCUUCAAGAAUGUGUCAACGUUAAGCGAUGAAUAUGACCGCCAUGAGACUAGGAGACAGAGAAGAGGCACCUUUGACGAGCACUGACUCUAAACUAUCACCAAAGGACAGUCCAGCGGUGAAGCCGAGUGCGUCCCGAUGCAGCGUGGUGGCAGCCUCCUGCUGUGCGCCAGGCUGUGAGAGCAGGAACACUGUGGACUGCAAACUCACCUUCCACACGUUUCCAAAAGCCCCUGAGUUGCAGAAGAGGUGGAUCACUGUCACUGGCAGCAAGAAAGAGAAGUGUUUUGACCGCACCGGCCAGACCACCAGGCUCAGGACAGGGGCCUUGCCAAUCAUCUGGAAUUAUGUCCCCUGGAAGAAAAGAAAUACAAAAUUACCCUUUCUUCCUGUACCCUUGGAAGAGAUACUGGAGUCCACCUGUGAGCCCAACGUCAGCAGCCAAGAUACCAGGCAGCAUCAGGGGCUUCGUGGUGCAGUGGUUAGCACACUCGGCUCACAACUGAGAGAGCCCAGGUUCGAUUCCCGGGCGGAGUGGAAUAAUGUGGGCGUCUUUUCCAAUGCCCUACGCCCCUGUCCACCCAGCAGUGAAUGGGUACCAGGUGGUGAGGCCAAGGGGGCAGAGUGCUGUCCCUGCCACCGCGUGCUGUCCGGGCUGCACCACGACCACCGCUGGCUGAAGGAGGUCACGCUGGACUGCCGCGUGUGCUUCUGCUGCUUCAGGGGAGAGAUGCGCCAGGGGAACCUCACCACCAUGUGUCUCACCCUGCACCAGCUGACCAGGGGUGUCAGGUUCCUGCACAGGUGAACGAAGGUGGAGUCAUGGCUUUGGGGCGGCUCGCUAAAA